UAACGCCACCAUGCUCAUUAUGGGAACAGGUGUCGGGUCUGCAGCGACUCUGCUACUUGUGUGCAUAGCCAUGAUGAUGGAUGUCUCUGAAUCAGGAGCUCCUGACAACAGAGGAAUGUUGUUUAUUGUUGCCUUUGGAGAAAACAGCGGCAAAGAUUUGGACACAGAACUUUUUGUUACAACUUCUCGUACCACAACGGUAAAUGUACACGUAACAGCACCGCUUUAUACCGCGCAAACCAUUAAUGAGCAAUUUACUGUCACUUCUGGAUACGUUAAGCAGCUGCUUUUGGACAAUGAUUUGAGAAUGUUUGGAACAACAAAAAGUUUUAAAGGUAUCCAAAUAUCAGCGGAUGAUGAUGUAAUAGUCUACGGAGUAAACAAACAAUACUAUUCUUGCGAUGCUUAUCUCGCACUCCCGAUUGACGUACUUGGUGACGAUUACUACACGGUUUCUUGGUACCCGUCAUCAUAUCAUUGCCAGAUUGACAUCAUUGGUGUUGAAGAUAGUACCACAGUUACGGUGACGAUCUCAACCCACAUUGCUAACGACAAAAUAACAUUCAAUGGUCAGUCGUAUUACAGCGGUGAUGUACUAACAACAAGUCUGCAGAAAUAUGAAGUUCUUCAAUUACAGUCAUACGGCGAUUUGACUGGGAGUAGAAUUCAGUCUAAUAAACCGGUCGGAGUGCUUGGUGGAAAUCAGAGAACAAGUAUUGGUUCUGGAGGGUCCUCUGAUCACAUUGUAGAAAUGUUAACACAUGUAGGUACAUGGGGCAAAACAUUUAUCACUUGUCCAAUUCCUUUAAGAACAACUGGAGACUAUUUCAAAUUCAUUGCUAGUGAAGAUAAUACACAAGUGACAAUUUCUGGAGGUUACAGUUCAACAUUUACUAUCUCAAAUAGUGGAAAAUUUGUACAAAAGACAAUACCAUCUGGAAUAUACACCAAAGUCGUUGCAGAUAAACCAAUCAGUGUAUUCCAAUUCUGCUUGAGUGAACAAUCAAGCAACGAAGAGUCUGAUCCAAUGUUGAUGUUGAUACCUCCCAUGGAACAAUAUGGAGCAGAUUACACCUUCAGUACACCGAAAUAUUCAUACGGGUCAUACAACAGUAAAUUUAUGUUUAUCGUCAAAGAGAGCGAAAAAGCUGGUUUACUACAUAACGGUGUUGCAUUUCCCGGCUCAACUACAUAUCACCAGAUAGCAGGAACAGAUUAUGUAGCCGGCUACAUCAUCAUUCCAGAAGGUUCUCACGUUGUAAGACAUAGUUCACCUAUUUCUAUUUUUGGUGGCUACCUUUAUGGGCAGGCCAAGUAUGAAACCUACGGCUUCCCAACUGGUAUGAGGAUGGCCCCAAUCAACGAAAUUUGCGUACCAAGUUCAACAGUAGUAGGGGAUGGUGUAGAUAACGAUUGUGACGGAUUGAUUGACGAAGAGUUGUGUACAACUGAGAAUCAAGGUCAAGAUGAUGACGGUGAUGGAGUAGCUGAAGAAGAUUGUGCAACACCAUCACCAAUUAAUGGAGACUGGGCAAGCUGGGCUUCAUGGGGAACCUGCUCAAUCUCGUGUACUGCGUCUGGUGCGUCUGCAUCUGGAACGAAAACCAGAACAAGAACAUGUUCAAAUCCAACUCCAAAAUAUGAUGGACUACAAUGCACUGGUGAUAGUAGUCAGAGUACUUCUUGUACCAGCGCAAGCUACUGUCCAAUAAAUGGAGGAUGGAACAGCUGGGGAUCAUGGGGAUCUUGUUCUGUUACAUGUGCAAGUGGUACACAGACAAAGUCAAGGGCCUGCAACAACCCUUCUGCAGCUCACGGUGGUACUGAUUGUAGCGGUAGUACAACGGCGAGUAAAGCCUGCACAUUGAGCGCUUGUCCAAUUGAUGGCGGCUAUACUUCAUGGACAUCAUGGGGCCAGUGCAGUAAUACAUGUGGAGGCGGAACUCAGGGUAGAACUAGAAGUUGUACAAAUCCUACUCCUCAAAAUGGUGGUGCAACAUGUUCAGGAUCAGCAUCAGACACACAAAGCUGCAACACGCAUAAUUGUCCAAUUAAUGGUGGAUAUACAUCCUGGACAUCUUGGGGUACGUGUAGUGUAACAUGUGCAGGUGGAACCCAAGGAAGAACCAGAAGUUGUACAAAUCCUGCUCCUCAAUACAAUGGCCUCUCAUGUUCUGGAUCAUCCUCAGACUCACAAAGCUGCAACACUCUUAAUUGUCCAAUUAAUGGUGGUUAUACCUCCUGGACAUCUUGGGCUACUUGUAGUGUAACGUGUGGUGGUGGAACCCAAGGAAGAACCAGAAGUUGUACAAAUCCUGCACCACAAUAUAAUGGUCUAUCGUGUUCUGGAUCAGCCUCAGACUCACAAAGCUGUAACACUCAUAAUUGCCCAAUUAACGGUGGAUACACAUCAUGGUCCAGUUGGGACACUUGCACAGUUACAUGUGGUGGCGGCACUCAGGACCGAACCAGAUCAUGUACCAAUCCUGUACCACAAUAUGGUGGAUCACAAUGUUCUGGAGCUGCGUCUGGUCAACAGUCCUGCAACACACAUCAUUGUCCAAUUGACGGUGUAUGGACCAGUUGGAGUAGUUGGGGAACAUGUACCGUAACAUGUGGUGGAGGAAGUCAAGACAGGACUAGAUCUUGUACAAACCCAUCUCCCCAGUACGGCGGUGCUGACUGUGUUGGUGUCACCUCAGAAACACAGGGAUGUAAUACACAAUUAUGCAUAAUUGAUGGAGCUUGGUCAUCUUGGGGGUCCUGGGGAGGCUGUUCAACUACCUGUGGUGGUGGAAAAUACUCGAGAGCAAGGACCUGCUCUGAUCCUAGACCACAGAAUGGAGGAUUACCUUGCAGUGGUGACUCAAGCGAAUUUGGUGAUUGUAAUACUAAUGCGUGUCCAGUUGCGUCUGCAGGACAAUACGUUCAGCUAUGUCCAAGUGGUUGGUUUACCUGCUAUGGAGGUAGUGUGUCAUGUAUCGAUGAAGCGUUUGUUUGUGAUUGUGACAAAGAUUGUGACGAUGGUAGUGACGAGACUACAACAUAUGCUACCUGUGAUGCUAAUGUUUUAGCAACGUGUCCAAGUUCUGCGCAUAUGACCGUAUCUUUCCCGUUGACGACUCUGCUGUUCACUGCUGUUUCAAUUGUAACGGCAUGGUGUGUGUUGAAGAUUUAAAUAGACAGUUGGUCAACUGACCAGUCAUACACAGCGCAAAUGCAAGCCAUCAUUGUUAUAUUUAAACUAAAUUAAUCUCAUCAUAAUUACAUAAAAAACAUUAUUUCAUUUGUCAUUUGGUUUUUGAUAUUCAUGUUGUUAUAUUUGUUUUAUCAGUAUUCAGUUUUUUAGCGUUUAAAAGUGUGGUUGGCAAUAUAUAUUCAUCGUUUCUUUGUAUAUUCUAAAUAAACAAAGUCUACAGUGAA
Messenger RNA from Mytilus californianus (California mussel), 3423 nucleotides. Its product is annotated as SCO-spondin-like. The record is from RefSeq and is a predicted model, not a curated record. Gene Ontology annotation, molecular function: protein binding. NCBI's taxonomy places the organism in Eukaryota, Metazoa, Mollusca, Bivalvia, Mytilida, Mytilidae. The coding region runs from base 11 to 3178 and encodes 1055 amino acids. The transcript is spliced from 16 exons.